This is a messenger RNA of Arachis stenosperma, 4100 nucleotides long. Its product is annotated as structural maintenance of chromosomes protein 2-1-like. Gene Ontology annotation, cellular component: chromosome. The record is from RefSeq and is a predicted model, not a curated record. The coding region runs from base 193 to 3723 and encodes 1176 amino acids. The transcript has 20 exons. Gene Ontology annotation, biological process: chromosome organization. NCBI's taxonomy places the organism in Eukaryota, Viridiplantae, Streptophyta, Magnoliopsida, Fabales, Fabaceae. Gene Ontology annotation, molecular function: ATP hydrolysis activity; ATP binding; protein binding.
UCCAUCAUCAGUUACCUCAAAAUUUAAAUUUCAAGUCUUUCUCUCCCUUUUCCCACUCUCUAAAUCCUGAAACCUUCAACAACCCGCGGUAAAGCACUCAACCAAAGCUCUUUCAUUUAGGGUUUCGAUCUCCAAAACCCUACGCCCUUCAUUUCUUCCAUUUUUAUUCCCAAUUUUUUAUACUUUCGAGCGAUGUACAUUAAGGAGGUUUGCUUGGAAGGUUUCAAAUCAUAUGCGACGCGAACCGUUGUUCCGGGUUUCGACCCGUUCUUCAAUGCCAUAACGGGCCUGAACGGUUCCGGCAAAUCGAACAUUCUCGAUUCGAUUUGCUUCGUGCUGGGUAUCACCAAUUUGCAGCAGGUUCGAGCUUCGAACCUCCAGGAGCUUGUUUACAAGCAGGGACAAGCGGGGAUUACAAAAGCGACGGUGUCAAUUGUUUUCGAUAACUCUGAUAGGAGUCGAAGCCCUCUCGGAUAUGAAGACCAUUCCGAGAUUACAGUAACAAGACAGAUAGUAGUUGGAGGGAGGAACAAGUAUUUGAUCAAUGGGAAGCUUGCACAGCCUAGUCAAGUCCAGAAUCUUUUUCAUUCGGUGCAGCUAAAUGUUAAUAAUCCACAUUUUCUCAUAAUGCAAGGGCGCAUCACUAAGGUUUUAAAUAUGAAGCCACCAGAGAUAUUGUCUAUGCUUGAGGAAGCUGCAGGGACGAGAAUGUAUGAGACCAAGAAAGAGGCUGCUCUAAAAACACUUGAAAAGAAGCAAAGUAAGGUUGAUGAGAUUAACAAGCUUCUUGAUCAGGAGAUAUUGCCUGCAUUGGAGAAGUUGAGAAAAGAAAGGAUGCAGUAUAUGCAAUGGGCUAAUGGCAAUGCUGAUUUAGAUAGGCUUAGAAGAUUUUGUAUUGCUUAUGAGUUUGUUCAAGCAGAGAGGAUUAAAGACAAUGCUAGAUCUGAGGUGGAACAAGCAAAAUCAAAGAUAACCGAGAUUGAUGAAAGUGCUAAGAAGGCUCAGGUAGAAAUAAAGGAAAUGGAAAUAAAAAUAGCUCAGUUGACUUCUGAAAAAGAGGCGAGAAUGGGUGGAGAAGUGAAAUCUCUCUCAGAUAAAGUAGAUGCACUUUCUCAGAGUCUUGUCAAGCAAACAUCUGUGUUAAAUAAUAAGAUAGACACUCUCCGAAGUGAAGAAACCAACAAGGUUAAUAUUGUGAAAAAUAUUGAAGAACUGAAGCAAUCUGUAGAAGAGAAGGCCAUUGCUGUUAAAAAAGCUGAAGAGGGAGCUGCAGAUCUUAAAAAGAGGGUCGAUGAGCUUACUAAGAAGCUGGAUGAGCAUGAGAAAGAAUAUCAGGGUGUUAUAGCUGGCAAGAGCAGUGGGAAUGAAGAGCAAUGCUUAGAGGAUCAACUAGGUGAUGCAAAGAUAGCAGUUGGGAGUGCUGAAACAGAACUGAAACAGUUGAAAACCAAAAUUAGCCAUUGUGAAAAGGAACUGAAAGAGAAAACUAAACAAUUAAGGUCAAAGCGUGAAGAAGCUGUUUCUGUAGAAAAUGAGCUUGCCGCUAGAAGAAAAGACGUGGAAAAUGUUAAGAUCGAAUUGGAGUCUAUUCCAUAUAAAGAAGGAGAGAUGGACGCUCUGCAAAGGGAUCGUGCAUCUGAGGUGGAUUGUGUACAAAAGUGGAAGGAUGAAAUACGCAAUAUUUCGGCAUACUUGUCAAAUGUUGAAUUCACGUAUUGUGAUCCUGUCAAAAACUUUGAUAGAUCAAAGGUGAAAGGUGUCGUUGCAAAACUCAUCAAAGUAAAGGAUAAGUCCACAAUGACUGCCUUAGAGGUUACAGCAGGUGGAAAGUUGUUUAAUGUUGUUGUUGACACAGAAGAUACUGGAAAGCAGCUACUACAGAAUGGCAAACUCAGAAGAAGAGUGACAAUCAUACCCUUGAACAAAAUACAAUCCUAUAGUGUUCCCGCUAGAGUUCAACAAGAGGCUACUAGAUUGGUGGGGAAAGAGAAUGCUGAAAUAGCACUUUCUUUGGUUGGUUAUGAAGAAGAAUUGAAGAGAGCAAUGGAGUACGUUUUUGGUUCAACUUUUGUUUGCAAGACCAUGGAAGCUGCAAAGGAGGUGGCAUUUAAUCGGAAUAUUCAUACAACAAGUGUCACUCUUGAAGGAGAUAUAUUUCAGCCAAGUGGCCUUUUGACUGGUGGAAGCCGAAGGGGUAGUGGUGAUCUUUUGAAGCAACUGCAUGAUUUGGCUGAGGCUGAGUCAAAACUUUCAGUGCACCAAAGAAGGUUGUUGGAGAUUGAAGAAAAGAUUACAAAGCUUCUCCCUCUUCAGAAAAAAUUUAAAGACCUCAAAGCACAACUAGAACUUAAGUCAUAUGAUCUUUCACUAUUUCAGAGCAGAGCUGAGCAAAAUGAACAUCAUAAGCUUGGGGAGUUGGUGAAGAAGCUUGAGCAAGAACUUGACGAAGCAAAAGUUGCAGUAAAAGAAAAACAACUUUUUUAUGAAGAAUGUGUCAAGACUGUUUCAUCCCUUGAGAAAUCAAUCAAAGAACAUAACAGUAGUCGAGAGGGUAGGCUGAAGGAAUUAGAGAAAAAGAUAAAGUCAAUCAAAUCCCAAGUGCAAUCUUCUUUAAAAGACCUGAAGGGACACGAUAAUGAAAAGGAGAGACUUGUGAUGGAAAUGGAAGCUGUUAUGAAGGAGCAAACAUCCUUGGAGAAUCAACUAGCUUCUUUGAUAACACAGAUCAGUAAUCUUACAUCAGAAGUAGAAGAGCAAAGUUCUGCAGUUGAUUCUGCAAGGAAUGAUCUUGAUCAAGUUCAGUCACAGCUGAACUCAGUUCGCCUGAAAAUGAAGGAAUGUGACAAGGAAAUCAGUGGUAUUAUGAAGGAACAGAAAAAAAUUGAAGAUAAACUUAGUGAGAGUAAUCUUGAAAGGAAAAGGAUAGAAAAUGAGGUAAAACGGAUGGAGAUGGAACAGAAAGACUGCUCUGUGAGAGUGGAUAAAUUGUUAGAGAAGCAUGCUUGGAUUGCUUCUGAAAAACAGUUGUUUGGUAGAAGUGGAACUGAUUAUGAUUUUUCUUCCCGUGAUCCUGGUAAAGCAAAAGAUGAACUUGAAAAGCUUCAAGCUGAACAGUCUGGGCUUGAGAAACGGGUCAACAAGAAAGUAAUGGCAAUGUUUGAGAAGGCAGAAGACGAGUACAACGAUUUAAUGUCAAAGAAAAAGAUAAUUGAGAAUGACAAGUCUAAAAUCAAGAAAGUGAUUGAAGAGUUGGAUGAAAAAAAGAAGGAGACACUAAAUGUGACCUGGGUCAAAGUAAACAAUGAUUUUGGAUCCAUAUUUUCUACACUACUACCGGGUACGAUGGCUAAGUUAGAACCUCCAGAAGGAUGCAGUUUUCUUGAUGGUCUUGAGGUUCGGGUUGCAUUUGGAGGUGUCUGGAAACAGUCAUUGUCUGAAUUAAGUGGAGGUCAGCGAUCUCUACUGGCACUUUCUCUGAUUCUGGCACUGCUGCUAUUCAAACCUGCUCCACUAUACAUCCUUGAUGAGGUUGAUGCGGCUCUUGAUUUAAGCCACACACAGAACAUAGGGAGAAUGAUAAAGACUCAUUUUCCACACUCCCAGUUUAUUGUUGUUUCACUGAAGGAAGGCAUGUUUAAUAAUGCAAAUGUUCUUUUCCGGACAAAAUUUGUUGACGGUGUUUCAACGGUUCAGCGAACUGUUGCUGCUAAGCAAAGCAAGUGAAAUAUUGAAUUUUUUAUUGGUUCAAUCCUGCAAAUGAAUUCACCUUGCUAGAAAAAGAAAAUGUUCAUUCAACUUGUGAACAACAAACACUGUAAGGCUCUUAUGUAUUAGUAUUUAGUCUCUGUAGAGUAAGAACUUAAUGUUGGACCUGGUUUAAGUAAAUCCAUACUGAUCCAUUUCAGAUGGAUUAUAAUCAUCAAUGUAAAAGUGUAUGGAGAGUUUUGCUGUAAAAUAUAGUUUAAUUUUCUUGUAUUCAUACCCCUUACGCAAGCCUUAGCCAGUGGUUUUGAAACCAGCCAGCCAGUGCACCUUGCAUGAAAUGCACCUUGGUUUCGAAACCAGCCAGUGGCUAGUAGUGGUGUAUCUAAACGCCCUCU